Messenger RNA from Brenthis ino (lesser marbled fritillary), 504 nucleotides. The record is from the annotation of a GenBank genome assembly. Lineage: Eukaryota; Metazoa; Arthropoda; Insecta; Lepidoptera; Nymphalidae.
AUGCAUGUGAAAGUGCCUGAUGUUAACAGAUGUUGUUUUUGCUUGCCGCUACGCCCGGGCAUUAUUUUAUUUGCCUAUCUAAAUAUUAUAUUUUCUGUAGUAUCAGUAACAUGUAUGAUUAUAACUACGGAGAUGCAGCGGCCAGUGGUUCGCGAAGCAUCGGUCGAGGUGAUGAUUUGUACGGUCCUCUUCAGUAUUUUUGGAAUGGGAAUUAUUCUUAACUUCCUGCUUCUCGUUGCUGGUUAUCAGAAAGACAUUACAAUGUUACGGCUGUAUAACUAUUAUGCCGUGGCAACGACGCUUGCUGCUUCAGUGCCGACAUGCUUCUUGAUGUCUAAAAAAAUGUUCGUAGAAGUGAUCAUAGCCUUAUUUAUCAUAGCAAUGCAGUGCUACGUCAUCGUGCUAGUAAGAAGCGAGGUGGUAAAACUAGAAAACAAAGAGAAGAUGGUCGAGCAUGCUCGUGUACAAGAAAAUGUUGACAUAUCAGACUGUGUUACUUUAGUA